GUGGCUUGGUAGGCUUUCGAGAUGAAGGCGAGAACACCUUGAAUAAAAUGGUUCAUUACCAAUAUCCCAACUGGAAGACUUCGGGUCACGUUACGUCAAUUCCGAUUGCCAGAGUCCCAAAAAUUUUCUUGCACAAUGUGAAAUUGAGCAAAAAUUUGCAGAAAGUGUUCAAUCUCACUCAAAAAGGUGAAGACGGAGAAAUGAAAGUUUAUAAAUCAUUGGCCAAUGAUCUUAACUUAGAAAAGGAAGGAUUGAUCUUGCUUCCGAAUGUCGACGCAAGCCACAUCUUUGAAAAAACGAGCAUCGGUUCGGUUGAAAUUGAUAUGAUUGUGGCACAUCCUUCAAAGGGUAUCUUCAUAUUCAAUGUAAAAAACGUAAAAAAGAUUAGCAACGACUCCAUUAAGAAAGAAUCAUUAAAACACAGUCAAUUUGUUCGUCAUCUAGCAAACUUUGGAGUGCCAGUUCAAGAAUUGCACCUUCCUAGUUCUUCAAAAACCCCGAUCGAUCACAUGGUUCCGAUACAUUCUGUUAUUUGUUAUCUUCCUGAAGAUUUGCCUCGGUUAUCGGAACUGACAAAAUCAACUGAUCUGAAAGCAAAUGAAAAAGACCAAGUAUUGGUGUUUCAGAAGAGUGAUUUCCAGAAAACUCAAGAAUCCAGCUUUGCUUUGCAUUGGAGUCGGAGGAUCAAAGACAUUCCAAAUAUGUCCAAGGAGAGCAUCAAAUCCUUUGAUAGAGUAGUCGCGCGUCUCGUGGCAAUAAACUCCAUGGAAGGUGCUAAUUCGUUGAUCCAUCAAAAAAUGGUGUCAAAUGACAUGCAAUCAGUUAAAGUUGACAACCGUGAUAUUGAGAAACGACUCAACGAUCAGCUUAGUGACACCUUCACGACAGAAAGUGAGCAAUCCAAGGACUUGAAAAACUAUAUGAAGAAAAUCGCUCAGCCAGCUGCAAAAGGGAACCGAGUUAAAGUCAUUCUAUGGACAAAGGAGCAGUUGGAAGUCAUAGCAUUUGUUUUCAAGUUUCUGACUUGCUCCGAAAAUGAAAAUCCGUUGCGAUUAAUUGUGAAUGGACCUAUGGGCUCUGGAAAAACUAUGCUCAUGGUAUACCUUGCAAGAUUGCUGAAACUUGUGUUUAGCUCAAAAAUGAAAGUGAGAAUUAGUCAUGGACAUGGCUUACCACCUCAACUUUUGCUGGAACAGAUACGAGCUGCCAUUGAAGGAUUUGACAUUGAAGUCUUGAAAGAGUCGUUUUUUGAGGUGACUGAGACUAUUCAAGAUGGUUUGGUUUUUGUAGACGAAGUGACCUUGACAGAAAAAGAAGAACAUAAAAUCGGCAGAAAUGUACACUGCUGUAUUUUUUCACCAAAUCGUUUCUACUUCGAUAGAAUUCCAAACUACUUGAAAGAUUUCAAAGCUCUUAACUUGACGAGCAAUUUGCGAUCGACUCAAAAACUAGCAGAGCUCCAAGUCAACUUUUUAUCAUAUAUCCAAGAUGAAGUUCAUUUGAGAGGCCCUCCUUCUCAUAACUUGAUUGGCGAAAAUAACCCGGAAGUUGUACACGUGAACAAAGAAGAAUCAGGUGCAAACAAUCAAAACUGUUUCACGUCAGAAUGCAUAAACGCAAUUGAAAAAUGUAUGUUUCGAUCUCAUAGCACUGAUGUCAUUGCUAUUCCCCUUGGAUUAUUGUCACCGAUUACUCAAAACAUUGUAGUUCGAGAAAUGGUGAACAAAGAUUGGAGACUUCAAUCACUAGCUUUUUCUCGCCUUGAUAAUGAUAAACUCAACAGCAAACCAAGAAACAAUCUCCCCCUUAUUAUGUUAGAAAAUUACCACACAUUACAUGGUUCUGAGUUUGGAUCGGUUGUUUUGCUAAUCGAAAAAGGUUGCCGAAUGUGGUACAACGACCAUGACCUUGCAAAAGUUAUUACACGAGCAACCACCAAUUUAGUAAUUGUUGUCAAUCAUGCUCCAAAACUUCGGCAGAUUAUUGACCCUGUGGAAAUAGUUGAUUCUAUCCACUACUUUCAAAUCAAAGACUUCAAUUUACCCGAGAACAACUUAGAGCUGUACUUAACAGAGUUGAUAUCCUAUUAUUACUAUUUUUACAAACGCAAUAACAACAACUUACCCAUUAUCAUUUUGGGUGAUAUUCCCGAAUUGCCUCGUUUAAUUUCAACAACGCUGACAGAAGAAAGCCUUCGGAUCUGCAAGGAAGGAGAUGUCAAGCAAUCUCUGUUCAAGCUCGAAAAUGAGAAUGAAGUACAGAGCAAUCGCGGCGACAAUUGAAAUUACU
This is a messenger RNA of Symsagittifera roscoffensis, 2289 nucleotides long. RefSeq lists its product as uncharacterized. Bases 48 to 2282 code for a protein of 744 amino acids. NCBI's taxonomy places the organism in Eukaryota, Metazoa, Xenacoelomorpha, Acoela, Convolutidae. The transcript is spliced from 2 exons. The record is from RefSeq and is a predicted model, not a curated record.